GAGGACAGAGGGGAGUCAGACUCACCUCGGAGUCACACGCUGUACUUUUUGAGUCGGUGUGAGCGUGUCAGGUGGGAUGAAAACACCACCACACAUUUGUAUUCACAUCUUACCUGAAUGAAAACUAAAAACAAAUACAUCAAUAAAUAAACAUUCAAACAUUCAAAAAGGAACUAAAGAAAUAUUAAUCCAGCACAUAUUUUCUGUACUUGUGGUGUAUUUUUUAUUUUAUUUUUCUCAGUCUCAUCUCCCGUGAUUCACACACCGACCAUGAUGACGGGGACUGGAGGAGCGGAUUCUUCUGACGUCAGAGGAGGAGAAUGACACGCGCCUCCAAUGAGGGGCCGAGGAUGUGCAGCGCGAGGACGGAGCUUCCGACAGAAGGCUAAUAACCAUGCCAACCGAGGAAUAUAGCGCGCUCCGCUGACUGGGGAAAGAAAAAAAGAAAAAAGGAAAAGGGGGGAGAACGAGAGGGGGGAAACCCUAGAAGAAGAAGAAGAAGAAGAAGACAUAUAAAUACAUCGUGGAGGAUACAGGGAACAGAGAUAUCCCGGUUUCCUGCAGGGGAGAAGAAGAAGACAAGCUGCUAUGAUUCUCUCCCUGGCUGCGGUAGCGGCCAUGAGUAGUGGCGGCAGCAGCAGCCUCAACUCCUCCUCCCCCCUCCUCGACCCCUUCGACUCCUCCACCUCCUGGAGCCUCGGCGAGGACCCGUCCAACUCCUCCUCCGAACCGGUCGUGAGGACGCUGACCCCGGACCUCCAGCCGGCGACCACCACCGUGGCGGUCCAGGAAGUGAGCCCUUGGGAUGUGGCGCUCUGCGUGACGGGGACGCUCAUCUCCUGCGAGAACGCCCUGGUGAUCGCCGUGCUGUUCUACACGCCGACGCUGCGCGCUCCGAUGUUCAUCCUGAUCGGGUCCCUGGCGGUGGCGGACCUCCUGGCGGGUCUGGGCCUCAUCUUGAACUUCGUCUUCACGUACCUGGUCGACAGCUCGGUGGAGUUUGUGACGCUGCUGUCGGUCGCGCUGCUCAUCUCGGCCUUCUCGGCGUCCGUCCUCAACAUCCUCGCCAUCACGGUGGACCGCUACCUGUCCCUGUACAACGCCCUGACCUACCACACGGAGCGGACCGUCACCUACACCUACGUGAUGGUCAUCUUCAUCUGGGUGCUGUGUCUCACGCUGGGACUGCUGCCGGCGCUCGGCUGGAACUGCCUCAGAGACGAUUCGGCGUGCAGCAUCUGCAGGCCCGUCACCAAGAUCAACGCCGUGGCGCUCGCCGUCACCUUCCUCCUCGUCUUCGCCCUCAUGAUGCAGCUCUACCUGCAGAUCUGCAAGAUCGCCUUCCGCCACGCGCAGCAGAUCGCCGUGCAGCAUCAGUUCGUCGCCAUCUCCACCACCAAGGGAGUCUCCACGCUGUCGGCCAUCUUGUGCGCCUUCGGGGCGUGCUGGCUCCCAUUCGCCAUGUACUCGAUUGUCGCGGACUCGACCUACCCUGUAAUAUACACGUACGCCACCGUCCUACCAGCGACCUGCUGCUCUGUGAUUAACCCCAUCAUCUAUGCGUUCCGCAACCCGGACAUCCAGAAGUCGCUGUGGAUGGCGUGCUGCGGGUGCGUCCCGUCCAACCUCUCCCUCAGACCGAGGACCUCCAGCGACGUGUAGCGAGGGAAGGUUUGUUGUCUGUUUUCUGGUUUGAGUCUUCACGCCGAGUCUGGGUGGUUACGAGAGAGAGGUUUGGGAACGGGCGGAAAGGCUGGCGGGCGAGGAAAAGAGACUUCCUCUAAACGCUGGUAGGCUACUAGCUAAAGGCACGUCUGGCCCGGGCUAGAAGGAAGGAACUUUGCAUGGUCAAAAAAACAAAAAAAAACAAAAAAACACAGCUAAUAAAGAUCAUGUGAUUCGAUGGUGGUGUGAAACCAACUGCAAAAACCUGAUUACGGUAUCCUCAUGGCGGUUGUGGAAGUUAGUCAGGGCGACUUUCCCAACCAGCGCAGGAAGCGAGGCCUACUUCUCGAAGAGUAGCAUUCUUUACGGGAGGGUCGGAGUUUUUUUAUUUUAUUUUAUUUUUUAAAUCUCCACAGGAGCUCAGGCAGCCGCUGCAUGGUUAUGCAAUCAGAAGGAGUGGAAACAGUCUUUAAAAAUACUGAAUUUGUUUGAAGUGAAAAAUGAGCUAAAUGUACCCAAUGAAUGACCUUGAGUCGUCUCGAUGAGCUAUCUCUGCAGUCUUCUCCUGAACGGGGAAAAUCAAGACUAUUCCCCUCCCUUGAAAACCGCUUUUAAGCAACCCGUGUUCCCCCUUGAUCUGGUGCGGAUUAAUUAAUUCAUGAAUUGUAGACAGAGGAUGCAAAAAGAACUGUGUGUGCCGGGAUAGAAACGACUUGUUCGAGCUCUUUAACAUAGCUGGUCUGAGCCCCGGUUUGACUUUUCCCAAAGCCACGAGCCCAGAAGUCAGAACCCAGAAUCCAGACAAAGCUUUAUUUAUGUGCCAUCCCUGCUCAAAAAAAUGUAAAAAUCCACAAUGAAACCUGAACGACCAGGCCUUGAAAGCAUACAUAACUGUGUCAAUUUUGCAAAAAAAAACCUAGAGAGGGAUUUCCAUCUGUAGACUGGUGCGUUUGUGUUCAGUGUCAUGAAAUCAAAUCUGCUCUCUUGUCGGAGAAAAAAAAAAAAACGAGUUUCUCAGCCAGCUGCUACGCCGUGACUGUGGAGCGGAGAGCGAGCGAGCAAGGCGAGGGAGAGAGCUGAAAUCAGCACCAAGGACAGCGCCACUGCAGCCGCACUGCUUCCCUGGGAAUGCUCUCUCGGCUGCAGGGGGGUGGGGGGGGGGGGGGGGUGGGGGGGAGAGCGCUGGAAAGUAGGCUACGCUGUUCUCUACACCAUCUUGAGAGGGGGAAUAUGAGUUGAGGGCCGUUCCAGCUUGAGAGGAGUUGUUCAUUUUUGCAUCGCGUUCUGUGGUGAUUACUGAAUUUUUUUGAAGGAAGGUUAGCUAAAUAUCAUUUUUCGCCAUUUCUGUCAGGGACAUUUUCCUGAUUCAA
Molecule: messenger RNA, 3035 nt
Organism: Labrus mixtus (cuckoo wrasse)
Lineage: Eukaryota; Metazoa; Chordata; Actinopteri; Labriformes; Labridae
Gene: gpr185b
Product: G protein-coupled receptor 185 b
Exons: 2
Coding region: 589-1662 (357 amino acids)
Biological process (GO): G protein-coupled receptor signaling pathway
Cellular component (GO): membrane
Molecular function (GO): G protein-coupled receptor activity
Source: RefSeq, a predicted model, not a curated record